Messenger RNA from Biomphalaria glabrata, 1817 nucleotides. RefSeq lists its product as uncharacterized. The record is from RefSeq and is a predicted model, not a curated record. Bases 435 to 1517 code for a protein of 360 amino acids. Lineage: Eukaryota; Metazoa; Mollusca; Gastropoda; Planorbidae. Gene Ontology annotation, molecular function: G protein-coupled peptide receptor activity. Gene Ontology annotation, cellular component: membrane. Gene Ontology annotation, biological process: G protein-coupled receptor signaling pathway. The transcript is spliced from 2 exons.
UGUACCACAUCGCCACAUAUAGGAAGCCUAACUGAAAAGCCAAUGUGACGUAAAUGAGACACUACACGCUAUAUGGUAACCUUUAACCUAUUCAAUGUUAAUACUUAGGAGGAGAGGCUUAUUGUAUGGACCAGGUCCAACUAUGAGACAGCAAUAUUUCAUGAAAUCCACUCCGUGUUGUGAAAACCAUACAUUCGGAUCGAAUAAAGAGUGGCCUCACUUGGUUUACAUACGUUAGUGUUAAGGAAACUACUCUAUGUUGCUGAAUACCAAACACUGACUGGACUCACUUGGUUUACAUACGUUUGCGAAGAUAAAAGAAAAUUUCCUUAGGUUUCAACUUGUCAAGUAAAUUCAACUAGAUCUAGUGUGAAACUUAAUUUUAAAAAAAAACCAAUAUCAAUACUUUAUUCUAAUUCUUGACGACAUCGACCAUGAAUGCUACCAUGAGCAUCACCGACAGUGGAAUAGCAAGUUAUGGCGAAACAACGCCAGUGGAGUAUUACUACCUCUGUGACGACCCGACCACCUUAUUAGAACAAAUAUACAUAUACUUUGUUUUGAUGUGUUUUGUCAAGCCGACCGUUUCCAUUCUAGGCAUCACAGCAAACAUUAUAAGUCUACUGAUACUGAGACUCAGUGGUCUUCACAAGCCUUCUAACAUACUACUUUUUAGUCUGGUCAUUGCGGACACACUGAACUUAUUCAGGUCCAUAAAUUACGGAGCCAUUCUAUAUUGGUUCGGACCUGAUGAUGUAAUGUGUGGAUUUCACUACAGCGCUGAGGUCAACUAUUUUCUAUUUUAUUCUUUGAUUGGGAUGCAAUAUUUUCACGCUUUGGGUGAAUACUGCAGCCCAAUGUUUCCAGUUUUAAUUACCUUUGAAAGGCUCGUGGCAGUGUUUAAACCCUUGACAUUUGCAAGAAUUAUAAACAGAAAAAGAACCAUUGUCCUAGUUGUGUGUGCAUUUCUAAUAUGGUUGCCGUGGGCGAUGUUAUUACCAUCCAAUUUCAACAUUGGCUUUGUAGAUAUAUCCCAAAAUAUCACUUAUAUGAGUCCUAUUCCUUCAGAUUUUUUAGUCCAAAAUAUAUUUAUUCUUGGCAAGUUUGACGCGAACGUGAAUCAAACCUUUUCUAAUACUCUUCCUUUGAUUUUUGUCACAAUCGGCAGCAUUGUCUUGGCUGUUAAGGUUAAUAUUGAAAUGAAGAAGAGAAAAAUGCUAACUUCUUCCCAGAAGAUGUCCUGGUCUCCAAGGACGACCAGGACGCUGAUGAUGACAUGUUUCUUUUUUGUCAUCUCAACAUCGGCAGUAACAAUCAUUGCCCAGCUGGAUAACGAAAUAGAGGAAGAAGUCAUAUAUUUCUACCUGAGGCGAGAAAUUCGAGUACUUUUAAUGCAAAUCAACUCUUCAAGCAGCCUCUUUAUUUAUAUUGCAACAAAUAGGCGAUUUUUCAACAUAUUUUGUGGCAUUUUCGGAAUAGAAAUAAAAUUAACAAAACAUCGUGACGAUGAGACCUAGAUUCUGCUGGUUGACUUCGGCUUCUUCGUUUUCUUUCCUUUAGUCUGUUGGAACAUGAUCUUUCGACUAUUCCUCUUUGUCUUUUACUUUGAGUAGUAUAUCUUUCAAUGACAGGCCCGUACAUUCUUUAUGUUGUCUUCCCAUCGCUUUCUCUGUCUGCAAAUUCUUCUUAAGCAUCAAGAUGAUGUUAAUCUUUAAUCAAGGAUGAGGAGCAAUAUAAAUAAAUAAAUAUUAUCAAGGAUAAGAUUCACAUUACUGAAAAAAAAACAACACAAAAAUGUUUCUAUUAUUUUUAUUCUC